CUCCGGCCGGUUGGUGUUCCAAGCUUUGCAGUAGAAGCAAAGACAAGAAGCUACAAAGAAGGCGCUUAAUUGCACAUGUCUACUUCACCCCCUUGAGAUUCCCGCAUCGAUCCAUCACCCACCCCUGGACCCCGGCCGCGGCCUCUAUAGUAUCAUAUCAUGGAGAUCACUGCCACCGCCGUCGCGGGCCGCGCCGAGAUCGACACCUCCAGGCCGUUCCAGUCGGUCAGGGAAGCCGUCGAGGUGUUCAGCGGCGAGCGCUGCGUCGCGACCGGCGGCAGCUCCCGUGCAAGCAGCAGCACGUCCAGCUCCAAGUUCACCAUGAUGCCCCCUGCUUAUUCUUCUUCUCCCUCGCAGCAGCCGUCCACCACGCUCCUCUGCUGCCUGAAGAAGCUGGAGUCAGACCUUGCGGAGGCCAGGAGCGAGCUGGCGGAGCUCAAGGAGAGGCAGUCGCGGAUGGAGGCCGCCGUGUCCAGCGUCAGCGCGCAGCUCGCCAACGGAGCCUUCUUCUCCGGCGACGGCCGCCUCAAGAAAGGGAAGGAGCUCGCCGUCGUCGUGGCCGGAGCACAGGAGGAAGCCGGCGGCGGCAGCGAUGGCGGCGGCGGGCGGGUCCGCAGCGACCUGUGGGACGAGAGCCGGGCCGAGCAGUGGAUGGCCAGCCUCGAGUACCUGCCCAGCCUCUCCGAGGCGCUGGCCAUCAAGAUGGUCGAGGACGACGUCAGGAAGGUGACGAAGAAGAGCAGCAACAGCAAGGGUGCCAAGGCCAAGAAGAAGCCGCAGCACCAGCACAAGAAGCAGAGGAAGAAUGCGGUGUCGCUGGUCGGAGGCAUCUUCUCCAAGAGGUGCUCCAGGUGAUCGAUAUAUCGGCAUUCGGAAAGGGAUCCUCGCAUUCGUGUAUUCUGCGUGUUUUAUGGUUUGAAGAAACAAUAGGCAGCGUAUGGAAAACGCGGGAAUUUCGCAGGAAAAGAAACAUCCACUAGCUCUCAUUGGAUUUGGGGUUUCCUACGAAAUUCCUGCUACUAAUAUCAUUGCAUUCCAAGUGAGUGUUUUGAGUUUUGAAUUGUUCAUGAUUGCUUUCCGUUGGCAAAUUCAUUUCAGUUUAAUUUCUGCA
Molecule: messenger RNA, 1111 nt
Organism: Brachypodium distachyon (stiff brome)
Lineage: Eukaryota; Viridiplantae; Streptophyta; Magnoliopsida; Poales; Poaceae
Exons: 1
Coding region: 160-855 (231 amino acids)
Source: RefSeq, a predicted model, not a curated record